AUGCCGGCCUAUAAAGAAAAAAAGAAGAAAUCUCCGCGGCUUCGGAGAGGAGCGUUUAACGCGGCCGAUCGAUACGUAUUAAGAAAUGCAAUUACCGCCGAGUGCGCUUUACCUUGUUAUAACAGCCUGCUGAUCGACUAUCAGUUCACCUUCAGCCUCAUCCAGGAAGAUGAUCGGCACCACACGGCGAUCAACUUCAUCGCCAACCCCGAGCAGUCAAACAAGAAUUUGGAUAUUUCCAUCAAUGCAUCGAACAAUUUUAACCUCAACAUCACAUGGUCCAUCGGAUCUACAGCUGGCACGAUAUCGGGGGAGGAGGUCCCGCUGGUGGCCCGGUCCAACAUCAAAGAAUAUCGGGACAGUUUCUCGUGUGAGAAGUUUAAUUUCCGGAGUAAUCCCAACAUCACUUUCUAUGUCUACGUCAGCAACUUCUCCUGGCCAAUCAAAAUCCAGAUUGCCUUCUCCCAACACAACACCAUCAUGGACCUGGUCCAGUUCUUCGUCACCUUCUUCAGCUGCUUCCUGUCGCUCUUGCUGGUGGCCGCGGUGGUGUGGAAGAUCAAGCAGACGUGCUGGGCCUCGCGGCGGAGAGAGCAACUCAUGCGAGAGCGUCAGCAGAUGGCGAGUCGUCCUUUUGCCUCGGUGGAUGUGACGCUGGAAGUGGGAGCGGAGCAGGUGGAAUGUUUGCGACCUCCGGCGGAGGUGAGCUCUUCCUUUGGUUCAGAAAAUGAAAUGAUCAUUGCCCAUGUGUGUCUCCUGGAUGACAAGUGUGGCCUGUCAGACAAGGGCCGUCAUGAGACACCGGGCAUAGAGCGCCUCGGUGAUGUCACCAGACACAUGAGAGCGUUCCCGCUGCGGCCGGCGCUCUUUAAACAUUUUCACACUUCAAUUAUUCGGCCCCCGUGUUUCUGA
Molecule: messenger RNA, 912 nt
Organism: Nanorana parkeri
Lineage: Eukaryota; Metazoa; Chordata; Amphibia; Anura; Dicroglossidae
Product: attractin-like protein 1
Exons: 9
Coding region: 1-912 (303 amino acids)
Cellular component (GO): Golgi apparatus
Source: RefSeq, a predicted model, not a curated record